AUGCUUUUGGUUGAACGUGGUGGUGGUUAUGGGUUUGAUGUGUCAUUUGGUUACUGGAAUAGGGUGAUGUGCGGUGGUGGUUUUGGGUUUGCAGAGAUGGGUGGCGGGAUUGGGGUGGUAGUCGGGGGGUUUCGUGGUGGUUAUGUUGGUGGUCGUAGACGGUGGUGGUGGUGGUUAGAGGACAAUUUGUUACCCUUACAUAUCCAAGUUCAAAGACAAUGGCUGGAGAAGCACUCAAGCUGUCCUCUUUGCAGGGUUAAGGUCAGUGCUGAUGACCUUACAUACUUCGUGUACUCAACCAUGGAGCUUUUUGUCCAGAGAGAGGAAGACCAUCAUGGUUCUUCGAGAUUUAGCAUUGGAAGCAGCUUUAGGAAAUCUGAAAAGGGUAAGAAAGAAGAAGAAUUUCCCAUCCAAGUAGAUUGUGACAGCGACGAAAAUGAAAAAGCUCUACAUAAGUUCAAUCACAGGAUCAUUAUGUCUGAUGUGGUCCUCAAGAAUAGAUGGAGCAGUGUGAGUUCUUCUGACCUCAUGCGCCUGAAUUCGGAGAUCCUUAAUGCUAUGUCAAGCAAUAGAUUCUCUUCCUUGGAUGUAAAUAAUGAUCAAUCCGCGACACCAAGUGGGGUUGAAGACACAGAAAUUUUGAAGAUCAAGGAGGAGAUGGAGAGGGAGAGAGUGUUUGAGAGCAGGGUCAAUAAAAUCAACCAAACUGAUUCAGAUCUUCCUAACACUUUGGAGUCCAAAAUAUAUCAAAGUCAAACAUCAAGAUUUUUGAAUCCCAACACACACAGAUCGAUGUCAGAUAUAACAGUUCAUCCAAGAUUCACAGAGUUGGGCAUGAGAAAUAGUAAUAGAGACACUUCUCUUCCUGAAAAUAAUGUCAAGGAGGAAAGAUUGAGGAGGCUUUGGUUGCCAAUUGCAAGAAGAACAGUUCAAUGGUUUGCCAAUAGAGAGGAAAGGACACAACAGUCUCGCAACACAAGACACUCGAUGUGUAAUUUUGUUCUGUGCAUCUCAAGCUUGUUUCAAACUCAUCAUAUAUUGAUCACAUUUCCAUGAUUUCACUUUAACUUUUGUAAUAAAUAGAUUUAGUAGAAACACUAUGCAAG
Molecule: messenger RNA, 1106 nt
Organism: Cornus florida
Lineage: Eukaryota; Viridiplantae; Streptophyta; Magnoliopsida; Cornales; Cornaceae
Product: E3 ubiquitin-protein ligase ATL42-like
Exons: 3
Coding region: 1-1056 (351 amino acids)
Source: RefSeq, a predicted model, not a curated record